GCCAAACAGAGAUGACAUGAUGCUUGUUGGUCGGGCUCUUGGACAUUGAAUAUGUGUUGUGUUGACUGCGAUUGAGACUGUCUGCUCACAGAAGCCUUGUUUCCAAGAAUCUCUGAGGAUGGGAUUAAAUUCACCAUAACGCUGAAUAUUUUACCGCGCUUUAAAACGGUCACGAAUCGUAUAAUUUAGGUGUACGUUGCAGUACUUUAUGUAGUGGACGAUUUAACUAUAUAACUUGUGACAAUUAUCGGCACUACUUUAUAUUCGUCAAUGAUACAUUCUUGGAGCUACAAUAUCGCUGCAAACCUUCGAAGGUCCUGCUGCGUGCUCAGUUGGUCUUAAAGGAGCCGUUACAAGAGCACGCUAGGGUAAGAUGACGAUGUCCGUACCGGAGAGGAUAUCGGGGUCCGGGGGCAAAGAGGAGGAGAGCGAGGAUGAGAGUGAAAUCCUGGAGGAAAGCCCCUGCGGCCGCUGGCAGAAGAGACGGGAACAGGUCAGUCAGGGAAAUGUCCCAGGCAUUGAGAGUGCGUACUUGGCCAUGGACACUGAGGAGGGGGUGGAGGUGGUGUGGAAUGAAGUGCAGUUUUCAGACAAGAAGGUUUUCAAGUCCUUUGAGGACAGGAUAAAGGAGAUGUUUGAGAACCUCAUGCAGGUGGAGCAUACAAACAUCGUGAAGUUUCACAAGUACUGGCUGGACAUGGGAGAGAGCAGAGCCAGGGUAAUUUUUAUCACAGAAUAUAUGUCAUCUGGCAGCCUCAAGCAGUUUUUGAAGAAGACCAAGAAAAACCACAAAACUAUGAAUGUGAAGGCAUGGAAACGUUGGUGCACACAGAUUCUAGGUGCGCUCAGUUACUUACAUUCAUGUGAUCCGCCUAUUGUCCACGGUAACCUGACCUGUGACACCAUCUUUAUCCAGCACAACGGGCUCAUAAAGAUUGGCUCAGUCUGGCACAGGCUGUUUGUAAAUGUUUUUGCUGAGGCUAUUCAUGGGAAUGUGCACCAGCAUCGAGAUGAAGUGCGAAACCAGCACUUUUUUGCUCCAGAGUAUGGCAUUGCUGAAGACGACUACGCCAUUGAUAUAUUUUCAUUUGGGAUUUGUGCCUUGGAGAUGGCAGUGUUGGAAAUCCAGGCCAAUGGAGACACUGCAGUUUCGAAAGAGGCCAUAGAUCAUGCUGGACAGUUACUUGAGGACCCUCUCAUGAGGGAAUUUAUCCAAUCGUGUGUGCUCACAGAAGCUAAGACGAGACCCACAGCUCACGACCUGUUGUUCCAUAGAGUAUUAUUUGAAGUCCACUCCUUAAAACUGCUUUCUGCGCACUGUUUUAUCAAUAAUCAGUAUCUCCUUCCUGAGAACUGUGUGGAAGAAAAGACUAAAUCUUAUGACCCAAAUGGCAUCAUGGCAGAGAUUAACCAUCGAGACCGACCUGGAGUUCAUCUGAAAUAUUCCCAUGUCUCGCCUCUGGAGUUGGACAAAUUCCUUGAGGAUGUCAAGAAUGGCAUAUACCCUCUGAUGAACUUCGCUUCCCAGCGGCCCCACCCAAUCCCCCGCGCUCUGUCUUUGUCACAGGAACAGAUGGAGACUGUGAAGACCCCAACUCCAGAACCCCAGGAGACUGAAACCAGAAAGGUCGUCCAGAUCCACUGUAAUUUGGAAGCGAAUGAGGAAGGCACAAGGAGUCAUCUCUCUCUCUUCUUAAAGAUGGAUGACCGGCUUCACCGCCAACUUAGCUGUGAUGUUAUACGAUCUGACAGUCCCAAAGAUUUGGCUAGUGAGUUGGUUCACCAUGCUUUCAUCAGUGAGGACGACUGUGAUAAGUUGGCAUGUUUUCUUGAGGAUGCAUUAUGUAAGCACUGGUCAGGGACAUCUAACUCCCCUACUGCCAUGGCUGUGAUGUACUAAGCCCAGGUGGUCUGAACCGUCCCAUUAUAGACAAACAGAGUAAGCAGAGUGGAUCGAUACUAGGAGGAAAUGAGACCAAAUAUGCAAUGUUAAAAGUUCUCAUCAAACCACAUGGUACCUGCACAAACUCCAAUGAGCUCAAACUGUUGAUAUGGAAGGUCAAAUAAUUGCUGUCAUCUCACAAUGAUGAAUAAAUCACUUCAUUGCCUGCCUUUUAGGUUUGGUUUAGUUUAGUUUUCAUAACGGAGUUAAAUGGAUUUUUAUAUAUACACAUCCUUCCAAGUUAUCCUGCCUAUGGCACAAUCCGUCCUCCAUCCAUUCUCCAAAAGAUAUUUGGCAGGGUCAAAAUCUCACAGAAACAGGCUUUGGGAACCAGAGAAAGGAAGCUUCAUGUCCAAGAAAUAAAUGCUUCCUAUUCUUCAGCACAAGUGGAGUCUUUUUUUUUUUUUUUUUCAGUUGUCUGUGUGUUCCAGACUUAAAUUAUUUAUUAUUUUAAACUAUUAAUAAGUCUUGGUAUAGAAACAUGUUUAAAACUCCAAGCAAGGAAAUUUUAACUAAAUGUUUAAUUCUCAUUGCUUCAUUACGUUACUCUAUAUGCUUUUAAAGAGCUGACUGUGAGCAAAUGAAUGUACGAUACUAUGACAAAAGUGUUCUUGGCACCUCUUAUACUAUUUUGACACUCUUUGUUUUAGACCUUAAACUUGAUUUCUUGCUCUUAUUCAGGAGUAAUUCUUACAAAGACUAGUGAAACGAAUGCGUUUAGAAGUGCUCCCGUGACUUUGUUGCUUUAUAAUAUCCCAAAUGCUUUUCCAUGCAUAGACAACUGACUUUGCAAAUGUUUAUAAACAGUGGCAAUAACGGUAACCCAGAAUUGUGUGAGUUGCAUGUCAUAUCUGGUGUUUGCUCUGUUUUAAGCAGUAAAAAUCAGAAGAGCACUUCAUCCAGAAGAUUUUCUCCCAGAAUGAGAUGGAAUAAAUAUGUGCCUCUCCAAAUUGAAUAAGACAUUUGCAUUUUUUCAUUUAGCAGACAAUUUAAAAAAAGGAGACCUACAAAUGAGGAAAAUACAAGCAAAAGCAAUUAAUCUUAAGAGCAUUUUCAAUGGCUACCAACAAAACCUCACACACCAGGCGCCCUAUUCAUCCAACGUCUAAAUGUGUAACAGUGUUAAUAUGGGAUUUUCCUUUUACAUUAUGUGACUAUGUGCUGAUAAUAGAUCAGUGGACUGCUCAGAGAUGGGCCCAGUUUACUAUUUAUCUGUUCCUUAGCUUUUAAUAUUAUUUCAGUAUAAGUUUGAUAUGGCACACAUCAUGCCUCGUACACUACUAUUCAAUUCUAGAGUAAAAUGACCAGUAAUCAGACCAGUGAUUAGAAGAAAUGUGGUUAACUUUAAAAACUCUUCUUUUAAGGGCUGAUGUUCUGUCAUAUUUUCACAGUAUGUGUAUAUUUUGUGGCAUAUUAAUGAUUUGCACACUACUGCAUAUAUAUUCUAUAUGAUAACUAAAUCAUGUCAAGGCCAAAGAUGUACUGGUGUAAUGCUGGCAAUUGAGAUUUUGCUUUUUAGGUAAAAGAGUGGGUAUUGCAUUGCAAUGACAUAUUUAAAACGGUAUUCAUUAUGUGAAGGCUUUUGUGUUGCCAUGCCAUCCAAAGCAAAAAGGGAUGUGUUUUAGUACUGUUCUUUCCAAUGGCUUUGACUUUUCCAAUAUCUCUUUAAAUAAAAUCAUGCAUGUCAGAAAAAGAAUGCUUUUACAGAAUGUAUCUGUUAAGUUUACUGGCAUGAUUGUAUAGUGGAUGUAUUACAGCUUCUGAAAACUAUUUACAUUUGUAAUCUCAAAUGUUUUAAAAGUCAUGGAAAAAAUACAGUCAUUAUCCACUUACUGUUAUCAUGAGACACAGAUGUCUUUGCAAUGUAAUUAACUUGUAUGUUGAUUCAAGAUAGUGAUAUGAAUGUAGAGUAAAUAGCUCUUCAAAAUCUACUCUCUCUAAUUCCUUGUGCCAUGUAUCAUCUAAAUCCAAGCAUUAACUGGACUUUUGCUUUGGGCAAAUCUUAUAUAUAAUUUUUUUUUUUCUUUUUUUCUUUUUUUUACUUUUGUGUUGAAAUUGUAUACUGUGACAUGAAAUACUAUAACAUUAAAACAUCUUAUUAAUACUUGAAUAUAUAUAUACUGAAUUUAUUUCAUAAGUUUUUUUCUGUAUGUCAUUAUUAAAUAUUCACAAGAACUUGAGAAUAUUUACUGGCAGCCAAACCAUCCCCACACCUUCUGCCCACAGAUUUUCUUUUACUUUUUUAGUAUUAGUCAUUUGUGAUUUAAGGAUAAGGAUUUUUUGACAAAAUUAUAAUUUUCUUAAAGAAAAUAAAAAGUACAGUUAGGACCGUUAUGAUAUUUUUCACUGUGACCUUAUUAUCAGGACAUUUUUAGCAGUAAUGAGAAUAUCAUAAUCACCAUCUUUUCUGCAUUGUGGUAAUGAUAAUUGGUAGGUAAAGUGUGUUACUGUCGUGAAAAUAAUCUCACAAAGUAAAACAAAUCUCAAUGGCCCUACAAAUAGGCUUUAUUUUCUAUAUGCAAACUAUAAUUUAUUCAAUUUAUAUUUUUAUUGUCAUGUAAAAUAGAACCAGGACAUUUUCUCGAGAGGUUUUGUGAGAAUCGCCCUUACAGAGAUUGCACAAAGAAAUCAUUUCUAGCCUGUAAGAUAUGUUAGAGCUUAUCAUAACUACAAAAACAUAAAUUCAGUAUAGAAAUGACCAUGACUCGUCCAGACCUGGAAACCACACUUGAAAUUUGACAUUUCCAUGUUUUUCAUGAACAUUUGCUAGACUAGUGUAUGUCCAAAAUGCAGCUGCAAGAGUCCUCGUGUUCACAUCACCUCUAUACUGCAUGAUCUCCACUGGCUACCUGUUGCAUCCCGUUUUCAAUUUAAGAUACUUCUCCUAACAUUUAAGGCUUUAAACGGUCUUGCUCCAGUUUAUUUGUCUGAUCUACUUCACCUUUAUUUGCCUCUUAGGUCUUCUGAACUUGGCCAUUUGUCUGUGCCUAGAUAUAUCUUGAUUGUCUGCUGUAGGUGGAAGGUAAUUUUGUGUUGUUGCUCCUAAACUAUGGAACACAUUAGCCCUUACUCUUCAUAAUAUUUCCUCUCUUUCCACUUUCAAGACCCAGCUGAAAACAUAUAUGCAGUACACUUUAAGUAAUUAUUUGUUUUUUUUAUGUGUAUCUUGUAUCGUUUAUCAUGUUAUUUAAUGUAUUUCUAAAAUGUACUUAUUGUAAAGUGACCUUGAGCUUUGGGAAAGGUACUA
Messenger RNA from Xyrauchen texanus (razorback sucker), 5189 nucleotides. RefSeq names its product nuclear receptor binding protein 2a (gene nrbp2a). The record is from RefSeq and is a predicted model, not a curated record. Gene Ontology annotation, cellular component: endomembrane system; cytoplasm. Lineage: Eukaryota; Metazoa; Chordata; Actinopteri; Cypriniformes; Catostomidae. Gene Ontology annotation, molecular function: ATP binding; protein serine/threonine kinase activity. The transcript has 18 exons. Gene Ontology annotation, biological process: endoplasmic reticulum to Golgi vesicle-mediated transport; intracellular signal transduction; protein phosphorylation. Bases 374 to 1900 code for a protein of 508 amino acids.